AUGUCCACUACCACUACUACCACCACCACUGUGCCGCCCGGCCGACUCUUCGCUCACGGCACAGACGUCCACUAUGGCGACUUCCGCGACGACCUCCUAAGAGACGGCGUCGCGGUAGUCAAAAACGCAGUCCCUCGCGAGCGCGCCCUCAAAUACGCAGACGAGAUCCACGAGUGGCUAGAAGGAUUCAACCUAGGCUACAGCCGCAACGACCCAUCCACAAUCCACAAAGACCACCUGCCCGACAUCAACGAGAAGGGAAUGUGUCUCGGCUACGCAGUCUCGCACGAAUCCUUCACAUGGGCCGUCCGUCAAGAACCAGGCGUCGUGCGCGCUUUCGAAGCGGUCUACGACACACCAGACCUCAUCGUCUCGUUCGACUCCGUGAACAUCGGCUUCCCGAACCGGGCGGACGUCAAGCCGAACACCCCGUGGCCGCAUCAGGACCAGGACCCCGCGAAGCCGGGGUUUCGGUGCUUGCAGGGACUGGUGAAUCUGCUGCCGAAUGGGGCUGAUGAUGGCGGGUUGAUUGUGUGCAAGGGGGCGCAUUUGCUGAGUGAGGAGUUUCAUGAGGUGUUUAAGGACGAGGAGCGGAUCUGGUCGUGGACAAAAGAGUGGUACGGCUUCACCGACGCCGGGAGGAAAUGGCUCCAGGAUAAGGGCUGCGAGUGGACCAAGAUCACCGCCGAGCCGGGUGAUCUCUUACUAUGGGACUCGCGCACGCCGCAUUACAACCUCUCGUCCAAGACGUCGCAGCCGAGAUUCUGCGUGUAUACGUGCUACAUGCCGGUGGCAGACGCUAGCGAGGAGCAGCUCCUGACGAAGAAGAUGGCGUUUGAAGAAACUAAAAUGACGACCCAUUGGCCGAAUGCUAUGCAUGUUGUUGAAUUGCCGGUUUAUCGCAACGGGGAGCCGGACCCGUAUAACCGCCACAGUCCACGCAAGCCGGUGCAGCUGUCGGAGAGGGGAUUCAAGUUGACGGGGAUUCCGUACAUCAAGGCAGCUGUAUAG
Molecule: messenger RNA, 1011 nt
Organism: Aspergillus puulaauensis
Lineage: Eukaryota; Fungi; Ascomycota; Eurotiomycetes; Eurotiales; Aspergillaceae
Exons: 5
Coding region: 1-1011 (336 amino acids)
Source: RefSeq, a predicted model, not a curated record